AUGAUGAAUACUUCCUCCAAAAUCCUCUUUUUCAUUAUAUUGGUGUUCACUACCGCUUCAGGAGUUCAAUUUGAUAAAUCGAAGAAAAAUAAUAUUGUGAUGGCUGGGAUUGCCCACCUGACAGGAUGCCUGCUUGUUAUAAUUUCCUUUGUUCGCCACCGCCGCUGCCUCAAGAUCAAGCCACCACCGGCGCUUGCAGAUCCAGUCAUUUCCGUCUCAACCACCGAUGUGUCCGGAUCUUGA
Lactuca virosa is the source of this 243-nucleotide messenger RNA. NCBI's taxonomy places the organism in Eukaryota, Viridiplantae, Streptophyta, Magnoliopsida, Asterales, Asteraceae. The record is from the annotation of a GenBank genome assembly.